AUGUUGGUGCGAGAAGACCCACGAAUCACGUACACGAACAUUGACAAGAUCCUAGGUAUUAGUUCGGGGAGCGUCAAUACUAUCCUGCAUCAACAUCUUGGAGUGAGGAAGCUUUGUUGUCGAUGGAUCCCACGAUUGCUCUCCGGUGCUGAAAAACAGGCUCGAGUGGAUUGGUGCCGAGAAAUGCUUAUACGUUUCGAAAACGGGACAUCGAGACGUGUUUCAGAAGUCGUUACUGGUGAUGAAACAUGGAUCUAUCAAUAUGAUCCAGAAAGCAAGAAGCUGUCGUCGGUGUGGGUCUUCGCAGAGGGACAAUUACCGACAAAGUUGCAAAGACCUCGAAACGUCGGCGAAAAAUGGUAG
Hyposmocoma kahamanoa is the source of this 363-nucleotide messenger RNA. RefSeq lists its product as uncharacterized. The transcript has a single exon. NCBI's taxonomy places the organism in Eukaryota, Metazoa, Arthropoda, Insecta, Lepidoptera, Cosmopterigidae. The coding region runs from base 1 to 363 and encodes 120 amino acids. The record is from RefSeq and is a predicted model, not a curated record. Gene Ontology annotation, molecular function: nucleic acid binding.